AAGUUAUUUGUGGAUCCUAAGUUCUACUCGAACUUCAACUCAUUGUGAAUUUUAAGUAUAUAGAAACGUGAGAUUCAGCCUCCAGGAUCUUGAUCUGAAUUAAUCUUUUUAUUUUCUUUGAUCUGAUCUAAUUGCUUUUGUUCAGUGGAAUUUUCCUUUGUUUCCCCCAGAAAAAGAAAAAGAAAAAAAUUGCAGAGAGAGAUGAGCUGUGGGUAAAAUGAGAUCGAUCACACUUGCUGGAGAAUCAUGUGCGUGCACGCUAAGUAAAACUUGGAGACCAAGUCCAGUAGACUUGCAGACCAAGCCAAGUACCAAGCCAGGUAGAAGACAAAUUAAGUAGGAAGCAAUCAUGUCUCAGCUGGUAGAUGCUAUGCUCCAAAACCUUUUUCAACUAGUAAAGAACGAGGCACAAUACGCAUUGGACUUCAAAGUUGAGUUUGAUAAAAUGGAGUCACGCCUUGAUCUUAUGAUAGCCUUCAUGAUUGACACUGAGAAUCUCAAGAAUAAGAAUGAAGUUGCCAAGGCAGCUAUAAUCAAGCUUAGGGGAAUGAUUUAUGAUGCUGAUAACGUUCUUACUGAUUGCAUUGUCAGAGAUGAAUACAAGAAAUAUCGAUCUUGCUUCCAUUCAUACCUCUCUGAUCCAUUGUUUUUGUAUAAGACAGGAAAGAAAUUGAAAGACAUCAAUACGAGAAUUGAGCAGAUAGAGAAGAGCUUGGGUAGUUUCCAAAGAGAUCCACAUCAUACCAUUCACACUGAAGAUUCAAGCCAUGCUAGAGGAUUCAUGUCUCAAGAUUCCUACCCAUCCGAGACAGUUGGAUUGGAAGCUGAUUUGAAGAAGAUCAAAGGGUGGAUUCUUGACACCCAAGAAACACUUUUGCAAAUUACCAUUGUGGGGAUGGGGGGUUUGGGAAAAACCACCAUUGCCCAGAAAAUCUUUCAUGAUAAUGAGGUACUAAGUCGGUUUGAUAAGAUCAUAUGGGUUACUGUUUCAAGAGCUUUUAGGGAGGAGCAUGUUCUAAAGCACAUGUUGGAAAGGUUAGGGAAAAAGGUAUCUGGGUUCGAUAGUAGCCAAUUGCUUGGAGAGUUUCAACAAGUUCUUGCUGAGAAGACUUGCCUUAUUGUUAUGGAUGAUGUAUGGGAAAUGAAUAUGGAAUGGUGGACAACCCUGUGCUCCAUUUUUCCAAGACGAGAUGGUAAAAGCAGCUCCAUCAUAAUUACUACAAGGAAUGAAAAUGUUGCUAAUGAUAUGGGCAUUGAAAACUCGCGAAUCCAUAAGCCUGAUUUUCUAAAUUACAUCGACAGUUGGUCUUUAUUCUCCAAAUUUGCAUUUUCUUCUAAUAAGGGAAUUUGUCCAAAUCCCAAGUUUGAGAAAAUAGGCAAGGAUAUCACGAAGAAGUGUGGGGGGCUUCCACUAGCAAUCAAGACAAUAGGAGCUUUAUUAGCACCAAAGAUUGAAUCCCUUGCUAGUUGGACUCAAACUUGGGAAAGUUUUCAUGACUUGACAACUGAAGGAAUAAAUAAAUCGGUUAUGGCAUCUCUUCAACUGAGUUAUGAUGAACUCCCAUCUCAUCUAAAGCAAUGCCUAUUGUCUUUCUCCAUUUACCCUGAAGACUUCGAGGUAAGAAUUGAACAACUAAUCCAUUGGUAGGUUGGUGAGGGUCUUAUCCAGGGCAAAGGCUCAAAAUCAGCAAUUGAAAUGGGGUACGAAUACCUCUUGCAACUAGUGAAAAGGUGUCUUGUCGAAGCUAUGCAACAACGACGCUAUGAUGGGAGGAUCUACAACUGUAAGAUACAUGAUAUGGUGCGGGAAUUGAUUAGCAUGAAUGCUCAGGAGGAGGCAUUUUGUAGCUUUGAUGAAAAAGGCCAGCAAAGAUUGACAGAGGAAUGUCGGUGGUUAGGUUUCAGUAAUGCCAUGCAAGGAAAGCCACUAGGAAACAAGUCGAAGAUCAGAGCAUUAAUUUUAUUGGUGUCAAAUAUCGUGAAGCAUGACUUAAAGAAUUUCGGCUCACUGACAUCCCUUAGAGUGUUGGAUAUCUUAAA
Ziziphus jujuba (common jujube) is the source of this 2040-nucleotide messenger RNA. RefSeq names its product disease resistance RPP13-like protein 4. Gene Ontology annotation, molecular function: ADP binding. The record is from RefSeq and is a predicted model, not a curated record. NCBI's taxonomy places the organism in Eukaryota, Viridiplantae, Streptophyta, Magnoliopsida, Rosales, Rhamnaceae. Gene Ontology annotation, biological process: defense response to other organism. The coding region runs from base 350 to 1648 and encodes 432 amino acids. The transcript has 3 exons.